CAACCAUGCUGCAGAGCCGUCUUGUUUCCGUCUCACGCUACAUGUCCAAAGCGGCGAUCUUCAUUAGUCAUGGACAUCAGUGUAUAGAUACACUGUACAUCUGUCAUGACACAAUAUGUCAUAUAUUCUGUGCUCGCAAUUACCUUGUGUUUGCCUUCAACUGGAACCACAACACUAUCAGCUCAAGCAAACCGGAUGUCCACGCCAAUAAGUACCGGAAGUAGUUGCACUGACACAGCUGGGGCGAACUGCGCAGAAGAUGGACAUCUUAUGCCAUAUGUGGUUAAAAUUGCCAUUAUCUCCGCCUCAAUAGUCGGGGUUAUCCUUCUCCUCAGCCUCGUUGUGUGUGUCUGGCACUUCGUACGGAAGCGGAGGUCUGAGAAAGUCAUUGACGUCGAGGCAUCAGCGGAUUUCUGCCAAUCCGAAGACCCUCGAAUACAUCUUCGUCGACUCGAAAGAGACGAAGCAUCACGGGCGAUCAGAGAUGCUGCCAGUGUGUUCAGCUGGGGUUCUGAUUUCCAGGACGAAGAGAGCCGAAGGAACUACGAGAAUCACGAAUUGAUUGGGGGCAUGCCAAACCGGAACCGGAAGUCACGUGGUCAGAUUUACGCUAACACCCUCGUCAUUGGUAGCGACAGAACUCAGGAAUCGUCAGCGUUUACCAAUGUAAACUAUGAGGAAAUGACUAUGUGAGGCAAGGCAAAUGCGGACAGCAACAAUGUAACCUAAUGUUAGCAUGAUAUGUUGAAUAACUAGCCAAAUAUGUCACUAUAGACACUCAACCGUCUCCUGACAGACUGUAUAAUACAUUAUAUUCUACUUUACAGUUAUGUACAUAUUAUUAGUUCGUAUGUCUUUUACAUUAAUAUUUUCGAUUGUACAAUUGCAGGUAAACUAUUUUCUACAUUGUAUUUUCUUUGGACAGGCUUGGUCAUAUUGAAAUAAAGUAUAUUCAUUGUA
Molecule: messenger RNA, 960 nt
Organism: Haliotis rubra (blacklip abalone)
Lineage: Eukaryota; Metazoa; Mollusca; Gastropoda; Lepetellida; Haliotidae
Exons: 4
Coding region: 106-693 (195 amino acids)
Source: RefSeq, a predicted model, not a curated record